This is a messenger RNA of Trifolium pratense (red clover), 1103 nucleotides long. RefSeq names its product ADP-ribosylation factor 1. Gene Ontology annotation, molecular function: GTPase activity; GTP binding. The record is from RefSeq and is a predicted model, not a curated record. Gene Ontology annotation, biological process: vesicle-mediated transport; intracellular protein transport. The transcript is spliced from 7 exons. Bases 304 to 849 code for a protein of 181 amino acids. Gene Ontology annotation, cellular component: cytoplasm. NCBI's taxonomy places the organism in Eukaryota, Viridiplantae, Streptophyta, Magnoliopsida, Fabales, Fabaceae.
UUUCUCUUUUCUUCGCCCAAAAAAUUCACAAACUCACAAAAAAAAAAAAAAAAUCAAACUUUCUCACUCUCUCAAAAAAGAAGAAGAAAAAAAAAAGAGCUAAAACGACUGCGUUUCAACCAAAACACUCAAUACGACGCCGUAUUACAAACAUUCAUUCUCCUUCACUAUUAAGUAAACGUAACAAUCGUAAACAACGUUCUUCUUCCUCUCUCUUAUACAAAUCGCGAUUCGCUCUUCUCUUCGCAAAAAAUCUAGAUCGAGAAGAAGAGUUAUUGGAUCAGCGAUUUGUGUUGGUGAAAGAUGGGGUUAACGUUCACGAAGCUGUUCAGUAGGUUAUUCGCGAAGAAGGAAAUGAGAAUUUUGAUGGUUGGUCUUGAUGCUGCUGGUAAGACUACUAUUUUGUAUAAACUCAAGCUUGGAGAAAUCGUUACUACUAUCCCAACCAUUGGAUUUAAUGUUGAAACCGUGGAGUACAAGAACAUCAGCUUCACCGUGUGGGAUGUUGGGGGUCAGGACAAGAUCCGUCCAUUGUGGAGGCACUACUUCCAGAACACCCAGGGUCUUAUUUUUGUGGUUGAUAGCAAUGAUAGAGACCGAGUGGUUGAGGCAAGGGAUGAGUUGCACAGGAUGUUGAAUGAGGAUGAACUUAGAGAUGCUGUUUUGCUUGUUUUUGCCAACAAACAAGAUCUUCCCAAUGCAAUGAAUGCUGCAGAAAUAACUGACAAACUUGGACUUCAUUCACUCCGCCAACGCCACUGGUAUAUUCAGAGCACUUGUGCAACUUCUGGAGAGGGUCUUUACGAGGGUUUGGACUGGCUUUCUAACAACAUUGCUAGCAAGGCAUAAAGAAACAUUUGAAAAUUUUUGGGUGUGAUCUGAUCAUUUCCUGUGAGUCUGGUGGUUCUUGAAGAAGGAUGCUUUUCCUUUCAAGUGAAUAUUGUAAUAGAUGAAUGAUUGUUAGAAAUAUUCUCAUCUUCAGUGUUACUUGAGUCUGUAUGAUUGCUUAAAUGAGCUAAUACUUUUAGCUAUAAUUGGAACUCCUACAAUCUGUUUUGGUGUGCCUUCAUGUUUAUUCUAUUAGUUUGAUUAUCGGUUGAAUA